This is a messenger RNA of Stereum hirsutum FP-91666 SS1, 390 nucleotides long. RefSeq lists its product as uncharacterized. The annotation marks the transcript as partial. Lineage: Eukaryota; Fungi; Basidiomycota; Agaricomycetes; Russulales; Stereaceae. The transcript is spliced from 3 exons. The record is from RefSeq and is a predicted model, not a curated record.
CCACAGAACCUCGCCCGUGCGCAACGAGACCAAGAAAAGGACGAGCUCGACGAAGAAGCACUCGUCAAGAAUGUUCGGCCUCUUAUUGAGCAAGCUCACGGUAUUUUGCAGGAAGGUCUCGGUGGAAUCAAGGCCCUUGACCCGGGAGGAAAAGUUUCGCAGCAGUCGAGCAGGCGGGCAGCGGACCACCAAGCCACGUCGGAGGAGCAGCAUCUGGCUGAGUCGCUAGGCACACUCACCGGAGACGUCACAGAAACGAUUGAGAAUGCGAGGAACAUCAUCGCCAAUAUGCCAAAGGCGAAGAAGGAUCUUGGACCUCUACUCGAUGCUCUCACCCAACCUCUCAUGCAAAUCAUUGGCGGUGUCGGUCUUGUGCUGAACGGUGUACUU